Helianthus annuus (common sunflower) is the source of this 2237-nucleotide messenger RNA. Its product is annotated as putative pentatricopeptide repeat-containing protein At3g49142. NCBI's taxonomy places the organism in Eukaryota, Viridiplantae, Streptophyta, Magnoliopsida, Asterales, Asteraceae. Gene Ontology annotation, biological process: RNA modification. The transcript has a single exon. Gene Ontology annotation, molecular function: protein binding; zinc ion binding; RNA binding. The coding region runs from base 182 to 2149 and encodes 655 amino acids. The record is from RefSeq and is a predicted model, not a curated record.
GCUCAUAAUAACCCAAAAUUUAACCACCGGCUUGCAAACCAUUAAAUUACAUCAAACGUAGCCGGAAAAAAAGCUCUGAUGGCCGGAGGGUCGCCGGAAGGUCAGGAACCCCUAUAAUUCCGCCGAUGUUCGUGUUUAAUAUCUCCGUUCGAUUUAUCAACUUAGGUAUAAAAAUGAAUGUAUGAUCAUUUUCUUUCAAAACAUCAUGUCCCUCACAGAACACUUUUGCCUCAAAAUCUUGGACAAGUGCCCAGAUAUCCAACAGUUGAGAAGAAUACACUGCAGGUUAAUUAUUGCUGGAAACCUCGCCUCAGCUUCGCAUGUUGCUCUUAAAUUAAUGAAAGCUUAUUCCGAAUGUCGCCAAAUCACAGUCACCCGCCAACUGUUCGACGAAUUUCCUCAAAAAGAUGUUGUCUUUUUUAAUGUCAUGAUUAGAAGCUACGUAAACAAUAAACUCUUUGAAAGAGCACUUCAUAUGUACAGAAGCAUGAACAGAAUUCACAUUUUUCCAGAUCAUUUCACAGUUCCUCAAGUUCUAAAAGCAUGCUCCGGGUCUGAGAAUUUGUGGGUCGGGUUGCAAACCCAUGUUUCUGUUUUUAAGAAGGGUCUGCAUUCAAAUCUUUAUGUAGGGAAUGGCUUGAUUACAAUGUAUGGGAAAUGUAAUCGGUUGUUGGAAGCUCGCAAGGUGUUCGAUGAAAUGCCUGGGAGAGAUGUUGUGUCAUGGAACUCGUUGGUUGCUGCGUACGCUCAGAACGGGAUGUUUCAUGAUGCGUUAGAGGUUUGUAGGACGAUGGUACAUUCGUCUAGCUUGAAGCCGAAUGCGGGCACGAUGGCUAGCCUUUCACCUGCUGUAACAUGUUCGACUUCGUCGGACAACUUAAUAUUUAUGAAGGAAAUGUUUAUGAACCACGCUCGAGAUAGUUUAGUUUCUUGGAAUGUAAUGAUAGCUGUGUAUGUUAAUAAUUCUAUGCCUGCAGAUGCGGUUAAUCUUUAUCUGGAAAUGGAAAGUUGCGGGGUUGACCCUGAUUCAAUCACGGUUGCUAGUGUCCUACCUGCUUGUGGGGAUCUUUCGGCUUUAUCGCUAGGAAGAAAGAUUCACGAAUAUGUAAAAAGGAAGAGGCUUCUUCCAAAUCUAACACUAGAGAAUGCCUUGAUUGAUAUGUAUGCCAAAUGUGGAUCUUUACACGACGCACGGAAGGUGUUUGACGAAAUGCAAACCCGAGAUGUUGUGUCAUGGACUUCUAUGGUUUCUGCUUAUGGCAUGACUGGUGACGGUCAAACUGCUGUAACCAUCUUUUCUGAUAUGCAGCGAUCGGGUCUCACCCCUGAUUCCAUUUCAUUUGUUCCGGUCCUAUCCGCCUGCAGCCAUGCUGGAUUAUUAGAUCAAGGAAAGCGAUUUUUCAAGCUAAUGACGGAUGAAUAUAAAAUCGUCCCAAGACUUGAACACUUUGCGUGUAUGGUUGAUUUGUUAGGACGUUCGGGGAGAAUCAAUGAAGCUUACGAAUUUGUUAAGAAUAUGAAAAUGGAACCAAAUGACAGAAUAUGGGGCGCGUUAUUGAGUGCGUGUAAAGUUCAUUCUAACACGGACAUUGGUCUUGUUGCAGCAGAUCAUCUAUUUCAAUUGGUUCCUGAACAAGCUGGAUAUUAUGUUUUGUUGUCAAAUAUAUAUGCGAAAGCGGGUAGAUGGAAAGACGUGACGACUAUCCGAUCAAGCAUGAAAGUCAAAGGAGUCAAAAAGGAGCCCGGUGUUAGUAAUGUUGAGCUUAACAAUCAAGUUCACUCAUUUCUUGCUGGUGAUCAAUCACAUCCACAGUCGAAACAGAUCUACGAAGAAUUAGAUAUAAUUGUAGGGAAAAUGAGAGAAUUAGGCUAUGUACCUGAGACAGAUUCUGCACUUCAUGACAUCGAGGAUGAAGAUAAAGGGAACCAUCUUGCGGUUCAUAGUGAAAAGCUUGCUAUUGUGUUUGUUAUCAUAAAUACCGAACCUUUUACGCCUAUUAGAAUCACCAAGAAUCUACGCGUUUGUGAAGAUUGUCAUAUUGCUGCUAAGCUCAUUUCCAAGAUUGCCGAACGAGAAAUUAUUCUUCGGGAUACAAAUCGAUUUCAUCAUUUUAAGAAUGGUUUUUGCUCGUGUGGCGACUAUUGGUGAGAUAGCAAGUAUUAAACCACAACUACUGAUAUGGUUUUAUGAAUGAUUUGUUUUACAUCAAUUUAUAUAAUCAGAACAUGCAAAAUUA